Colias croceus (clouded yellow) is the source of this 3354-nucleotide messenger RNA. RefSeq names its product transcription elongation factor B polypeptide 3. The transcript has 10 exons. Lineage: Eukaryota; Metazoa; Arthropoda; Insecta; Lepidoptera; Pieridae. Gene Ontology annotation, biological process: transcription elongation by RNA polymerase II. The record is from RefSeq and is a predicted model, not a curated record. The coding region runs from base 110 to 2614 and encodes 834 amino acids. Gene Ontology annotation, cellular component: elongin complex; nucleus.
AAUACGUCACAACAGGUCACAACAGACAUGUGUAUGACAAAAAUGGUGUCCGUUUACCAGCUGGCACUCAAUUUAUAAAAAAAUUGUUUUUUAAUGUAAGUGUAGUGUUAUGGCGUCUGUUCUGGAUUUAAUUAAACACUACCAGCAUGCAAUUGAAAAAUAUCCUAACGAUGAGAAAAAUAUAUUGAAGUGUAUAGACAAACUAUUCCACCUUGAUGUGACAGUUCAGCAUUUGCAAGAGACAGGUGUAGGGCGAACAGUAAAUGCCUUACGCAAAGAGCCAGGAGAUGUCGGACAGGCUGCAAGAGCACUUGUGUACAAAUGGAAGUUGAUGGUAGCUUCCGAAGAGAGUGACCAAGAGGGAGAUCAAAAUAAUGACACUGCAAAAUACAAUGGACAUGAUGAUGCAGAUUCUGAAGAUAGCCACAGAUCAAAAUACAAGCAAGAAAAAAAGCCAUCUGUACGAUCUUCACGGAAUGAUGAACGACACGGGCAUAUGAACGGUGAUCACCAUAGCAGUAAAAGGAAAUAUCACAGUAGUGAGGAAGAUGAACCGGAUGUAAAGAAAUCGAAAUUGUCACAGCCAAAAGAAAAUGGGUACAAAGUAAAGAGAGAACCUGAAUCUAGAUCGGAAAGAUCAAACAGUGAAAGUGAAAGUGAAGAUGACUCAUCUGAUAGUGACAGUGAUAGUGAUGCCUCUCAGUCUUCUGAAGAAGAAAAGGUGACACCAACCAAGGUCAAAGAAGAAAAGAAGGAUAAACAUCACACUUCAAGGAAAGAAAGUUCAAGCCAUAAUCACAGUUACCAUAAAUCUGAAAAUAAUUCUGAAAGAGAUAAAAAAGUAACAGAAAAACAAUCUAAGCAUAGCGAUAAUUCUAGACUCACAGAUUCAAGUAAAGAAAGAAAUCAUAGUUCACAUAGGCAUAAAAGUUCAUCAGAAUCCAAAGAUAAAGAUAGUUCAAGAGAGUAUAAGGAUAGAAAAGAUAAACAUUCAGAAAAGAAAGAUAAAGAAAAUAGAUCAUCUGAAAAGGACCGAUCAUCACAUAAAGAUAAACAUUCUGAGAAAGAAAAGAAAGUUAAGUAUGAGGAGUCAAUAAAACAUAACAGUUCAGAAAAGCAAAAAACAGAUAAAGAAAAAUCAUCGAGUAAACAUAGAUCAGAAAAGGAUAGGUCAGCAGAAAAAGAAAAAUCCUCUGAAAAAGAAAAAAGACAUAAAGAAGAGUCUUCAAAAAAGCAUAGUAAUUCUGAUAAACAUAAAAGCAGCCAUUCAGAAAAAAUUAAGAGUAACAUAGAAAAAAGCUCUAGUAAAACAGAGAAACACUCUUCUAGUUUUGAAAAGGAGAGGCUGAAAGAGAAAGAAAGAUCUGAUAAACAAAAACUAAAAAGUUCUUCAGAUCAGGUCAUAAAAGAUAAACACGAAAAGAAAGAAAGAAGUGAAAAUAAGGAGAAGCACAGUUCCUCGAGUAAAGAAAAAAGUAGUUCCUCUAAAGAAAAAGAUAGCAAGGGUGAAAAACGUCAUUCUUCAUCAAGUGAUGGGACUUCGAAAGAAGUUAGCAAAAAAUCUAAAAGUGAUAGAAGUGAAAGUAGUAGUCGGAAAGAUAAGCAUAAGUCUAGUUCUAGUAAGUCAAGUAAUAAGGCAAAUGAUGUACCAAAGAAAAAGUCUCACACAAGCAGCAAUGAUAGUGAUGAUGGGAUUGAUUGUGAAUCAGGAGCAAGCUUUGCUGAAGCAUUAGGCAUGGUCAGUCCGGUUAAACCUAAAAAGAAAUCAAGUAAAGAGACACAGUCACCAAACAGUUCCUUCAAUGGAGAUCUCAGCCCGGCUAAUCUUCUGGCGCCAACUGCAAAACUUGCACCCUUACCUAAUAUUGAAAUAUCGGCGUUACCUGAAAUUUCACCAAAUUACAAACCGCGACCGCCGCCUAAAUUCCUACCACAUUUUGAAGAAAUGGACUUAAGUACAGUCAUGUCUUCAAAGAACCAAAGAACAAAAGUUUUCUCUGGAAAUAAAGUAUUAGGAAAAAUCCCCUCACUGUAUGAAAUGUGUGUUCAUGUGCUUCAGGAGCAUAUAGACGCACUGGAAUACACCGGUGGUGUGCCAUACGAGAUAUUGAAGCCGGUGGUGGACAGAGCGUCCCCGCAGCAGCUGUUCAUGCUGGAGCACUACAACCCGUACCUGAUGGAGGACACGGACCACCUCUGGCAAGGGUUUUGCGAGAAACACUUCCGCAACAAAAAACGGAUGGAGAUGGAGACUUGGAGAGAAAUGUAUAUGCGAUGCCAAGAAGAACAAGAGAUAAAACUGAAAUCACUUACUGAGAAUAUCAAGAUUGCUCAAGAAGCUAAAAAGGCGCCUAUCAAGCAAACGAAAAUGGCAUAUGUUGAUACAGUUGUUAAACCACCGAGAAACAUUGCUAGGAAACAAGCCCAACACGGAACAGCAUUCGCAGCAACAGCCAGUCCCGCAGCAAGAGUGGCCGCUUUGGCCUCAGCCCCCAACGUACUGAAAGGGGGAAGACCAGCCCCCGUCGCCACUGCAUCAUCACCCUUCAUUAAACCCAAGAAAGCACCCCUCAUGCAAAAGGCCCUACAGUUCAUGAGAGGCCGAAAACGAUGAUGACUAAAAUUUACAUAUUUUAGAUGUAUGUAUCAUGUCAUCUUAUUCAUUGUAAUUGUAGCGAGGCUGCACUUCAAGUUUAUCCAAUUUGCUGUUAGUAAUUAUAUGAUCAGUGCACUUAUGCUAUUGCAAAUAAUACCCGGGGAUAAAAAAAGAUCCACUAUACUGUAUUGCUCAUGUUUUAAAUGUAAAUAAUGUAUCAGGCAAUAGAUUAUUAAAAUCAUCUUUUUAGUGCUUAAUAUACUCUGAACGCAAUUGUUGUUAACGGAAAUGUUAUUGCGCCCCGGUUAUUGUAUUAGUUUUAGUUGAAUUACUUCGACUUAUAAGUAUUUCAGCUUAAGCAAGUCACAAAUUGGAUAAACUUAAUUGUUUGUAUAGCUCCUUAUAGGAAACUAAGAUUGAAAAAUCAUUCACUGAAACUGAAAAUUUAUUAUGUUCUUGCAUUUGCAAGAAAGUUCGUCUACCUAGAUUUUAUAAUAAAAUCUUCCCAAAAUUGAAAAUUUUAGUGAUACAGUAGUGUGUUUGUUUGAUUGACUUUGGCAUUACAAAAUUUAAAUCUUACUUUUAUUUCUGAGUAAAACAAAAGGUUUAAAAUUAAAAACCUUGAUGAAUGCAUAGAAAUAAAAGUAUGAUGUUAAGUCUAUUUAUAUAUCUGUAAAAUAAUCUAAGAGCCCAAACAACAUAAAGAGUAGGUACUUUAACAAAGAAAAUUUAAAACUAUGAAAUUAUGUGGAUGAUAU